Molecule: messenger RNA, 1539 nt
Organism: Seminavis robusta
Lineage: Eukaryota; Bacillariophyta; Bacillariophyceae; Naviculales; Naviculaceae
Source: the annotation of a GenBank genome assembly
AUGGCAAGCUUGGCCAUUGUCCUAUCCAUCAUGCUGCAGUUCGAGAUCAACAGAUACAUGAUCCGUCAAGCAACUGCAGCCCCCCACCAGACCCACCAGACCACCGACACCGAUCAAGACAGUCUCAGCGCCCACACGGGAAAUGGGGCCGUCUUUUCCCGCACAUUGCUUGCAAUGCUUUUGGGUCUUGGGUUCCCUGCUUUGGCUGCACUGGUAUUCUACGCAAUGACGCCGUACCGAUUGGGGCUAGAAUAUCAAACGUUGAGCAUCAACCUGGCACGCUUACUUGGCAGCAUGUGGGUGCUGCACUCCAACACGUAUGCUCUCGCAGCCACCAUCUUUCUCACCACAAGUCUACGACGUCUGGCGUGGUUCUUGGAUUUGUACUUUUUUUAUGAUACCAAGAAGUUUGUACCUGUUGCUGGCGAGUACGUUGUCAUGAUUCGUGACAGCAUUGGCACGUGGAAGCUCCGAACAGUUGCCGACGUGGGAUGGGACUACGUCUUCUCGAGCACUGGCCACGUGCGGCUAUUACGACAAGAAUACCGUUGUGGCAAUAUCGUACAAUCGCCUUACCUUCAUUUUAUGCGACAUGCCAUCAUUGAACGUUUUUCAUCAGAGGAAGAGCUCAAGGUUGCCAAGCGCAUUGUAAUGUUUGAUCCGCAAAUCCUGCGCGUUCCCGACAACUCGGGCCGGUUAUUACUCCAUCGUGCAUGUGCCAACACCGAGACACAACUACGAGUCGAGUCAUCCAAUUCCUGGUUGAGUUUCCUUCAAGUGACAAAUGACAUUAAUGGGUUUUUGCCACUCCAUCGAAUCUGCCGAGAUGAAACGACACCACCCGCCGUCAUUCAAUGCCUAGUUGAGUUGAAUCCUCGGGCUCUUGAGACACCUAGCAAUGAAGGACGGUUGCCGCUCCACGUUGCUUGCAGAUUUCCGCAGACGCCCCUUGCAACCAUCCAAUACUUGGCCCAACAGAGCCCUCAGGCUCUUCAGACACCUAAUAAUUUUGGGUCUGUGCCGCUUCACGAAGCUUGCAGACAUUCACAGACGCCCCUUGCCACCAUCCAUUACUUGGCUCAAAAGAGUCCUCAGGCUCUUCGCGUGUCAAACAAUCGGGGUCUGCUACCGCUUGUCGCAGCAAACAUCGACGGAAUGCAUUCAAUGCGGGUUCUUGUUUCUCUUGUACGAGUUGAUCCAGGAGUCAUGCAGACGCUGCGUACUGAGCUUUCUGGCGUAAACUGGAAUCAGGGGCGUCUUCGUGACACUCUUGACAAGUUGGCUGUUGCCGCGAACUUGGCUGUCCAGGAGCAGGAGUUGACCAUCGAGCUGCGCCCGGACUGGAUGAACGAAACACGCGACAACCUAGAGACGAUUGAAGAUCAUGAUGGCCAACUCCAUCCAUGUAUCCGUGUUCUGGUUCAAUGGCUCCGCAGCAACAUAAUUGAUCGGAACAACUACUGGCAAGACCAGCUUGAUCCUAUUGCUGCCAGACUGGAUGCUUUGGCCGGCGAUGACACGGCAACAACAACUGAGUGA